CAGACAUUCUAGACGCAUAUUCCAAACCAAGACCACCCUCUCUCGCUCUUGUGCCCUCCUUUCUUAACCCUAUGACUAGACGAAACGGACCUUGAGCUGCUCGUCUUUGUCUUUCAAUCUACAAAUUGACGCUCUCUACCACCCUCCUCAUUCUUCUUCCACUACCAACGUCGAGAUCGCAAAGCUCCAACCCCCACCUCCCCGAACAGAAAGACCAAAUUACAACCGUGUCAAGAUGACCGCAAAUGGCAAUAGCGAGAGCAGUUCUGCUCCUGUCGAAGCAUCCAACAUCCCUAAUGGAGAAGCACCAUGGAGCGUUGAAGCAGUCGUGGCAGCUCUCCCGGGUGGACCCCCAAAAGUCGACUCCGCAUCCCCAGUUCCUUUCUUCCACAUGCUGGAGCGUCUCAAGACUACCAAGCGCGAAGGCUGGCGCCGGUUUGGCAUCUCGCAAGGCGAAUCGAUAUCUGACCACAUGUACCGGAUGUCCCUCAUAACUCUCUUCGCACCCCCCGCGCUAGCAUCCAAGCUCAACAUCCCGCACUGCACGAAGAUGGCGCUGGUCCAUGACAUGGCCGAAGCGCUCGUCGGGGACAUUACACCUGUUGAUGGAGUCUCCAAGCCUGAGAAAUCACGACGUGAAGAAACCACCAUGGACUACUUUACCCAAGGACUUUUGGGCCGCGUACACGGCGGGAUGACUGGCAAAGAGAUCAAAGACAUAUGGAGAGAAUAUGAGGACAGCGAGACCCUAGAGAGUAAAUUUGUGCACGACGUCGAUAAGAUCGAGCUGGUCCUUCAGAUGGUAGAAUAUGAGCGUGCUCAUGAGCGAAAGUUGGAUCUGGGAGAGUUUAGUUGGGUUAGUAGCAAGAUUGUGCUGCCGGAGGUGAAGGAGUGGUCAGAUGAGUUGAUGAGGGAACGAGAGGCGUUCUGGGGAAAUGUUGAGCAUACUACGUAUGAUGAAAAACGAUUACCAGGAGCGGAAAAGUUGGCGCAGAGCUUAGAAUAUUAUGGUGGGCAGAAGUAAGAAGGCGUUGAUUGGACCUUGGGCCAUGGAAGCUUCAAGCUCGUGAGUGGAGUACAGGAUUUUGCUAGCACUUGGAGCAGUGCUGUGAUGAUCAUGUUUGAUGAUUGGGGGCCGUUUCCUCAGGUACCUGGGCAAACUCAGAUGGGCGUUGGUUGCAUGAUAGGGAAUCUUACAGAUAGAUCAUGAACGCAGAGAUGCCUCGCAG
Amorphotheca resinae ATCC 22711 is the source of this 1229-nucleotide messenger RNA. RefSeq lists its product as hypothetical. Bases 236 to 1024 code for a protein of 262 amino acids. The record is from RefSeq and is a predicted model, not a curated record. Lineage: Eukaryota; Fungi; Ascomycota; Leotiomycetes; Helotiales; Amorphothecaceae. The transcript is spliced from 3 exons. Gene Ontology annotation, molecular function: 5'-deoxynucleotidase activity. Gene Ontology annotation, cellular component: cytoplasm.